AUGGUCUCCCUUAGCUCCUCUUUCAAAUUCCUCUCCCAGUUUGCUCUCUUUUCUGCCGUUCUCGCUGCGGAUGUGUACUACACAUUCGACAUUGUGAACGCUAACCUCGCUCCCGACGGCUUCACUCGCCCCACUGUCGUCGUGAACGGUCAGUUCCCUGGAACCCUCAUCCAGGCGAACAAGGACGACGUCCUCCACAUCACCGUCAACAACCUGUUGACUAACCCCCUCAUGCGACGCAGCACUGCUAUCCAUUGGCACGGAUUGUUCCAGAAAAAGACUGCAUCUGAAGAUGGACUCGGUCUACUCUGUCUUUUCCUACAAUAUCUUAUCAACUCAACGGCUGAAUACACAGUCCCGCUCAACGGUCAAGCUGGAACCCAUUGGUAUCACAGCCAUUUAUCGUCUCAAUAUGUCGACGGUCUUCGAGGUCCAAUUGUUAUCUAUGACCCCACUGAUCCUCAUCUGUCCCUUUACGACGAGGAUGAUGAGAACACCAUUAUCCAGCUCGGUGACUGGUACCAUAAUCCUGCCCCAGCCAUCCAAGAGGACUACCUCAACGACAUAACCGACGAGCCGGUUCCAGACUCCGGAACUAUUAACGGAGUAGGGCGUUAUAGGGGCGGUCCUGCCAUCCCGUGGGCUAGGGUGAACGUGGUUCAAGGAAAGAGGUAUCGACUCCGCGUGAUUAACAACUCCGCUUAUGGGAGCUUUGAGUUCUCUAUCGAGAAUCACGAGCUCACUAUCAUCGAGGUCGACGGAAUCAACCACGUUCCAAAGACAGUGGGAGGGUUCGAAAUCUAUGCCGGACAGCGCUACUCAGUCGUCAUUGAUGCCAAUAAACCAAUCCGGAACUACUGGAUUCGAGCUCCCAUGGACGUCAAGGACGACAGUCCCACAUUGGACGACGAGAACAUCUACGCCGUGCUUCACUACGAGGGUGCACCUAACGCAAACCCUACCACCCGCGCGGACCGAAGCCCAAGUAAUGUUCUCAAGGAGCACGAGUUGGUACCCCUCGACCCUGGCCCUCCAGGAGGCUGUGGACCUGCGGACAAGAUUAUUGACCUCCAGUACUCCCGUGACACUUCGGGAACCACCAAGUGGAAGUUCAACGGGGUCAGAUAUCACUCACCCACCGAUAACACACUCUUGAACAUCAUGGGAGGUGCCACAAUUGCAAGCGAUUUUACACCUUCUGAGCAUACAUUGAUUCUCAAUCACAAUGACAUCGUGGAGAUCCAUCUCCACGGCUCGUCGAACGACUCUAAUGCGUGGUUGGCCCCUCUCGCGUGUAACAGCCCAUUCCAUCUUCAUGGCCAUGCGUUCGACAUCAUUCAAGGACGAAGCGGUGGCUCGAAUUGUGUAAACCCACCCCGCCGAGAUGUUGUUGGCCUUACGAGUGGUACCGGAAUCAUUCGAUUCAAAGCAGAUAAUCCUGGACCCUGGUUUUUGCACUGUCUUAGGAUCGCCCUCUCACGCGGAUCGUCAUCGACUGUUUGGUGGUCGAUAGAUAUCGAUUGGCAUCUCGAAGCUGGCUUGGCUGUCGUAUUCGCGGAAGCCCCCGAUGAACAGCGCACUGGGCCGCAGUCCCAGAUCAUCAAGCAGGAGUGGUUGGACCUGUGUCCCAUCUACAACGCCCUCUCUCCUGAUCUGCAGUAA
Messenger RNA from Coprinopsis cinerea okayama7#130, 1662 nucleotides. Its product is annotated as laccase-4. Lineage: Eukaryota; Fungi; Basidiomycota; Agaricomycetes; Agaricales; Psathyrellaceae. Gene Ontology annotation, molecular function: copper ion binding; oxidoreductase activity. The transcript has 17 exons. Bases 1 to 1662 code for a protein of 553 amino acids. The record is from RefSeq and is a predicted model, not a curated record.